Messenger RNA from Monomorium pharaonis (pharaoh ant), 6353 nucleotides. It is a transcript of the gene pcm, whose product is annotated as 5'-3' exoribonuclease 1. NCBI's taxonomy places the organism in Eukaryota, Metazoa, Arthropoda, Insecta, Hymenoptera, Formicidae. The transcript has 18 exons. Bases 423 to 5303 code for a protein of 1626 amino acids. The record is from RefSeq and is a predicted model, not a curated record. Gene Ontology annotation, biological process: rRNA catabolic process; nuclear-transcribed mRNA catabolic process. Gene Ontology annotation, cellular component: nucleus. Gene Ontology annotation, molecular function: RNA binding; 5'-3' RNA exonuclease activity.
AUGUGACAGAAGUAUGAAAUCUACGCUGCUGAUUGAGCCUUGGUCGCAGGGGUUCCCGAAUUUCCCGGGUGCGUGAUUCUCACGCGCGUCUUCUCGUCUACACGAGACGGACAAUCCGCGACGGACGUUACCGUCGAGGAAGCGAAGUUGAUAAAGCGUAACUCACGAGCGAAAAAGUUUUAUUUUGAUAAGAACGACUUUACGCGAGGAACGCGCCAGGCGCUCAGUGAGCACAGAGUCCAGCCGGGGAAACAUUAUUUUCGACGUCGAAGCCGGAGCUUCAAGAUGGGCGUCCCAAAAUUCUUCAGAUACAUAAGCGAGAGAUACCCUUGCCUCAGCGAGGUCGUGAAGGAACAUCAGGUAUUCUAUCAGAAGGGAGAGAGCAAUAGAAUAUACCAGAGUUUGAUUAUUUAUACUUGGACAUGAAUGGUAUCAUACAUACUUGUUCCCAUCCAAACGACGACGUCUGCUUUCGUAUCUCCGAGGAGAUGAUGUUCAAAAAUAUAUUUCAUUACAUAGAAGUACUGUUCAACAUGAUCCACCCACAAAAACUAUUCUUCAUGGCGAUUGACGGUGUUGCGCCUAGAGCCAAAAUUAAUCAGCAGAGGGGUCGGCGUUUCAGAUCUGCCAAGGAUGCUGAAUUGCAGGAGGCAAAAGCUAAGGCCAAGGGUAUCCCGAUACCAAGCGAAAAGAGAUUUGAUUCCAAUUGCAUUACCCCAGGAACACUUUUUAUGGCCAAGCUGGGUGAGCAGAUCAAGCGUUUCAUCGAACACAAGAUUUCCACUGAUGAGGCAUGGAUGAAAUGUAAAGUGCUAUUCAGUGGUUCUGAGGUCCCUGGUGAGGGAGAACAUAAGAUUAUGGAUUACAUAAGGUACAUGAAAGCAAGCGAGGGUUACGACAGCAACUCUAGACACUGUUUAUAUGGUCUGGAUGCUGAUUUAAUAAUGUUAGGUCUCUGUUCGCAUGAACCAAAUUUCUCUCUUUUGAGAGAAGAAGUCAAGUUCGGUAAACAGCAAGUGAAGACCACCCCUGAGGAGACAAAGUUCUGUCUUCUUCACUUGUCACUUUUACGAGAGUAUAUAGAGCAUGAGUUCUCGCCAAUCAAAGAUAAGCUGUCCUUUUCAUUUGAUAUUGAGAAAAUAAUCGACGACUGGGUUUUGAUGGGAUUUCUGGUAGGAAACGAUUUUAUUCCCCAUCUGCCAUAUUUACAUAUUGCUAACGGUGCACUGCCAAUUCUGUACCGUGCAUAUAUGGAAGUAUUACCGACGCUAGAAGGUUACAUAAAUGAAUCGGGAACAUUAAAGCUCGAUCGUUUUGAAAAGUUUAUGGAGAAACUUAGUCGUUUAGAUGUAGAACAGUUUAAUGAGCAUUAUGCUGAUAUAAAAUUUUUUGAAAGUAAGACCGGUAGAAAACCUAAUGAAACUGAACGUCACGUAUAUAAAAAAUUAGAAGAUGGUUUGGAGACUUCGUCUCCAAAGAAAACGCAAAACAAAGAUUUAGAUGCUCUUAUUAAAAGUACUACAGAAAUGUCUUUAGGUAAUUUUGACGAUGACGAUGAUGUCUUUAUAGAAUAUAGGGAUAACAUGGAUGUAAUAAUAGAUGAUGAAUCUGAUAGUGAUAUAUAUAACAUGGAAUUUGUACAACAUAAGAAAGAUUACUAUAUGAACAAGUUAGAAUAUGAAAAUGUUGACGAGGUGGUUUUACGCUCACAGGCUGAAGGCUAUGUGAGAGCAAUACAGUGGAAUUUGCAUUAUUAUUAUCAUGGCUGUUGCAGCUGGUCAUGGUAUUAUCCACAUCACUACGCACCAUACAUUUCAGAUAUAAAAGAUUUCAAAGAUUUAAAGUUAGAGUUCGAGUUAGGAGAGCCAUUUCUACCUUUUCAACAAUUGCUAGCUGUCUUACCAGCAUAUAGCAAAGAUCUGUUACCAGAGGCAUUUCAAUCGCUAUUGACAGAGGAAUCUUCUCCUAUUAUUGAAUAUUAUCCGCAUGAUUUUAAAACUGAUCUAAAUGGAAAACGACAAGAAUGGGAAGCGGUCGUACUUAUCCCAUUCAUUGAUGAAAAACUGUUAUUGUCUGCUAUGCAGCCACACUUACCAAGAUUAACAAUGGAAGAGCAAGCAAGAAACAAAUAUGGACCGAUGUGUCUGUAUUCGUAUACCGACGAAGUCGGAAGUGUUCACAAGGCAACAUUAUACUUUCCAGAAUUUACCAGCCAUGCUCAAGUAAAAUUAAUGAAUCGCGAUGACAUUUUCGUUCCAAGGGAACGAUUAGUCAGAGGAUUGUCUCUUGGUUUUGAUCUCAAACUUUAUUAUCCAGGAUUUCCUAUACUGCGACACUUGGAUCAUAAGGCACAUUUGGAAAAAGCAAAGGUCAAGGUAUUUCAACAACCUUCGGUUGGAGAUAAUAUGAUUCUAAGUCUAAUAUUGAAGCCGACACCAAAUGUGGCAAGUUUAGCGUCGGAACUAUUAGGAAGGAGUGUGUAUGUGGAAUGGCCUCAUUUGAAGGAAGCCCUUGUGAUUGGCGUGGCUAGCUGUAAUGUGAAGCUCAGUUUAAUUAAUCCGUUAGAUGGUUACAGUCAGGAUAAUUUGAAAUCGGAAGAUGUAAAGGGCGCGUUAUCUGCGGAAUGGAAUGCACACAGCAGACAAAUCAAAGAAAUACAUAUGUCACGUCUUGGGAUAGAUAUUGGUGAUACAGAGAUAUUGCUUUACACUCGCUCAUUCUUGGGUAACAAAUAUGUUUUUGAUGCUCAGGGAAAGGUAUCGGUAGAAAAACAGUGGAAUGUUUACUCUGCGGUUUACGCUUAUCAAACUGUAGUCAGAGAUAUCUCUGUCUACAGUAAGGAAUUGCCAGUUUUUGAAACUAUGCAUGAUAUUUUUAUACCGACGACCUUUUGUUUUAUGUUGGGACAUCCUUAUUAUGGUGCGAUGGGAGAGGUUAUGCAAAAUAAGGAUAGUUCAAAGUCACGUAGAAUCAAAAUUUCUAUAAAAAACGUAAAAGGGCCAACGUUCGAGAUCGUCAAGCAAGCCUACACACAUCAAAAAACGCGAUAUAUGCACGGUAGUAUCGCCGCACAACGUCUUGGAAUAAGUAGUCAUCUAUUGAGUAGGAUCACUGGAACAAUUUAUGUUAUACAACCAUCAAAGGAUGAAUUUUCGAAAUAUAAUCUCGGAUUGAACUUAAAAUUUAAUAAAAAGAACGAAGAGGUUCCUGGUUAUACCAGAAAGGACAAUAGUCAAUGGUUAUAUAGUCAAAAAGCGGUCGAACUGAUUCGAAAUUACAUGAUAAAAUGUCCUAACUUGUUUGAACGCUUAGCUCAGAAUGUAACGAAUGACAUUUUCCAAGAGGAAGAGCUGUUUGACAAGGGAUCGGACGAGCUGAAGGAAACAGUUGCUUGGUUGAAGACAGAAUUACAUGAUUUAGAGAGUCGUCCUUGCGGGAUGGACGUCGUUGAGGCGGAUUUGAUAAAACAGAUCGAAGAGGAAGUAGAAACGUAUCUGAAGACCGAAGAGACUAAGGCGAAAACGGUCUUUAUGCAAGUGAAACCGCAGCUACUUUACAAGCCAGGUUUACACUUACGUAACGUGCCGCCCGAUCCGAAUUCUCAGAAUCGUUUGUUCGAUAGAAUUUGCAGUGUCAGAAGCGGAUUUACCGUACCGCUCGGAGCCAAAGGCACUAUCAUUGGAAUACGAAAAGCGAAUAAUCCACUUGAUAUGAUGUAUGACGUUUUGUUCGAUAAGCCUUUCAUGGGCGGACUUACAUUAAACGGAUGCUCUCCGUUCCGCGGUUAUCGUUUGGCACCUACGGAUUUUAUUAAUAUCAGCUUCGGCGAGAGAACGGAACAGGGAAAUCCCGCGAACGAGUCAAUGGAAUGUCGGAAGCAAACUGUGAACUCUGCUUCCCCCAUCAAGCGAAAUGAUCAAUCAUCGAAGGCAUAUCCGCAGAUGCAGCUCGCCAAGAAAGGUCUCGAAAAAUUGAAUCGUGAUAUUUGUUUGAGUAUGGCGCAACACGGUAUGGAAUUGAGUCCAAAAACAAUACCAUACAAAAUGUUGCCCCAGAAUCCCCAAAAUGCGCCGCCUAAUCAAGCGUCCGAGUUUCAAGCGCUAUGGAACGAAUUACAUAAGAUACAGAAGCCAAGCGGACCGCCGGAGAAAGCGUCUAAUCCAGCGCAGGUGGCGAAAGUAAAACCAGUUAACAGUCACAGUAAUAAUAUGCAAUCGCCACAGGAUCCUAGUGCGUUUCUGAAAGCUAUGUUGAAGAUUCCCGACUUAAAUACGCAAACGAGUAAAGAAGAAAAUAAACCAUCUGCAUCACAACCCAUGGCAAUGCCUCAAAAAGCGACAGUCCCUCAGAAAGAUCAAAAUACUCCACCUUUGGUACAACAAUUAUUCGAUCGUGCCCGACAAACUGAACAGAAAAAGGAGAAAGCAAAUCCCGUCUGGUAUAGCUCACAAUUGUUGAGACAUUUUUCGUAUAAUGGAGCCGGCGUACCGAAAUAUAAUUACACUGUCGACGAAAAAACGGGUUUAAUUAGUGCCCAUGUUAUGCUGGACAACACGAAGGUCUUUAAGGGCGAUCCCAGCACUACUCACGAGCAAGCUGCGGAAAGCGCCGCGAAAAAAGCAUAUAAGGCGUUAAAUUUGAAUAAGGUGCCAAUGCACGAUACAAAAAUAGUGACGGCACCGCCGUGGUUUAACACUCAAAAUAAUUGGAUCCAAAAUAUUCGGCCUCCUAUGAUGCCUCCUAUGGCCCCUAUGAAAAUACCGCCGAUUCCGCAGACUCUGCCUAUGCAACCGCCUAACUUAUUUUAUCCAAAAUGGAACCCAAAAUUGCCACCGUCAAACCCAGUGUUCGGGCAAGUUGCAUCGUAUAGUCAAGGUAGGCAGCAGCAAGUGAAACAUCAAGGGCCACAGAAAGGACCUUAUAAUGGACCGAAGGUAGAGAUUAAGAAUAGCACUGCGUUUGUUCCGUUACAAGCUCAGAAAAAAAAUAGAAACGCUACUGUGCAACAAGCCUCAAAAGAAAAUUUGAAUGCUAAAAAAAGUUCCAGCCCUAAAGCACAGCAACAGCAUCAACAGCAGCAGCAAAAACAGCAGCAGCAGAAACAAGAGGAAACAUUGCCUAAGAAACAGAAGUCAGAAGUUGUAAAUAAGCCCAGGGAGAAGAUGACGUCGAAUGAACCGCAGCAACAGUCCUCGUCGCAACAAUCGCAGCAGAAUGCGGGGAGAUCAUCCAAGCCCAGAAAAUCGCGCGUCGCCGCGAAAUUCGGUGCACCACCCUUAUCGAAUGGUGGUGAACCUCAGUGAAAAUUCUGCUUUGUCUUUGGUGGGGUAGAUCUUUGCAAAUUAUUUGUAAAUACAAGAUAUAAUUAUACCGAUCCAUCCUUCCCCUCCGUUACACACAUCAUUCGUUUUCUACAUUUUAUAAUAAAAAAUAAGCAGAUUUUUCUGUCCGAAGGUUUUCAACAGGCUAAUGCAGUUUUUUAUUUCAAGGAUUAUAUUGACGUACCUAAAUAGUUUUUCGUACUUACAUAUAAUUGCAUAUCCGUGCACCAAAUAAUAUAUAGAUCCUCUUAAGACAGAUGUAUAUACACGCACUGAAAUUAUAUAUGUAAUGUACAAUGUAAAGAAUAAAUGAUCUGUUUUUCAUAGCUGCACUGAAUUACAUUACUGAACUGAUGCAAUAAGUUGAGGUAAGAUAAGUAUGUUUUUUCUCAUUCUAACUUAUUACGCUAAUUCAGUGGUGCAGUUUAAUGCAGCUAUAAAGAAUGGACCAUGUGUGAGUGAUUAUUUUAUGUCAAAUGAAUAUGUUUAUUUUGUAUUUUUUACAUUUCAUAAUGCGCUGGUGUCAAUUUAUAUUAUAAUAACUUCUUAUCUUCUGAUUCACGAUUUAUCAGGAUAAUUAGUUAUUUAUUCAGAUAUAUCUUGAGACAUAUAUUUAUAUUGCACAAAAAUGAAGUUGACUAAAUCAUGGAGAUUAUGGUAGCUAUAUUAUUGACGUUCCUUUUUUAGUUUAGUUUUUAUUGUAAAAAGAUAUAUCUUGUAUGUAUGUGUGUGUCUGUGCACGACGAUCAAUUUAUACUGUUUUUUAUAUUACUGAUUGAUUGAAACGAAUAUGCUUUAUUUUUUUAAGUUUCAAUUUAGAAUGUAUUAUGUUAUAACAUUUUACUACAGAAGUAGAUUGGUUUUAAAUUAAUAAUACAUUAGAUGAUUUUUAUGAGAUAGUAAUGUACCGAUUUUUACUACAUAUUCGUCGAUUUGCAAAUAGGCAUCUUAAUAAGAAGUAACAUUAUAUGUAAGAUAUUGAGAAAGUGAGAUUAAGUCCGUAAAUAGAAACUUAUAUCUUCAGUGAACAAA